CGGCACUGCGAGAUCCCAGCCGAACUGACGCGUGGCUGCUAGCACCCAGCGCGCUCGGCCUCACUCGGCGUUGGUAAAGGCCGCUUUGUUAGAGGGAUGGCUGACGAGGACGCAGAGGCGUUUGCCAGCGAGCUGCAGGUCGCGGCGGAGCUGCCUGUUAUCCAGCUGUGCGGGCUGGUGGAAGAGCUCAGCUAUGGAAACUCGGCUCUCAAAACUGAGACAGAGAUGUUUGAGAAAUAUUACAAUAAACUGGAAUCCAAGGAGCAGCGACCUCUACGAUUAUCUGAAAUUAAAAGACCGGGAACAGACUUUGCGCAGAUGCGAAGCAGGCAUAGAUCCAAGUCACACCCAGCUAUUGAACGUACAGCAUGCCUCAGCGUGGACCAAAAAUGCGAGCUUGUGCAGAGGGAGCUGGAGGACAUGAAGGACGAGAUACGGCACCUGCGGGCCAACGCCGAGCGGGACCUGCAGUAUCACGAGGCGAUCAUCGAGGAAGCUGAAAUCCGGUGGGCUGACAUCCAGAAAGAAGUGCACGAGUUUGAAAAAGACAUCCUGAAAACCAUAUCCAAGAAGAAAGGGAGUAUUUUGGCCACUCAGAAAGUGAUGAAGUACUUUGAGGACAUGAACCGCCGGAGGGAUCACAUGAAGGAGAAAUUAUGUUUGAAAAACGUUUCUCUCAAAGUCCAGAGGAAAAAGAUGCUUUUACAAUUGAGGCAGAAGGAGGAGGUGGGCGACGCCCUCCAUGACGUCGACUUUCAGCAGCUGAAGAUAGAGAACGCCCAGUUUCUAGAGACGAUAGACACGAGGAAUCAAGAGCUGAUCCAGCUCAAGCUGUCGUCUGGAACCACCCAGCAGGUCCUCAACUCCUACAAAACCAGGCUAAACCGAGCCAUGGACAUGUCCGUCAGUCUGAAAAAGGAGAUCUUACAGAGAAAGGAGUUACUUGAAAAAAUCGAAAAAGAAAUCCUGCAAGUAGAGGGGGACCGGGCCAAAGACGAGGCUGUGAACAAGAAGCUCCGCAGGCAGCUGAGCGAGUUCCGGGUGCCACCGGUGAUGCAGUACGUCAGGGAGAAGGUCCUCAGCGGGGACUUGGAGAAGACCAUCAGAGUGUGGGAGAGGAAAGUGGAGAUUGCAGAGAUGUCCUUAAAAGGCUACCGCAAGGACUGGAAUAAAAUGAAAACCACCAGUGAGCAGUUUCUGGCCAUUGGCUCCGCUGGGAAGUAGCCAGAGGGAGGCCCCGGCUGCAGACCAAGAGGACAUCCAUUAAAAUAAUCAACUCCA
Molecule: messenger RNA, 1281 nt
Organism: Phyllostomus discolor (pale spear-nosed bat)
Lineage: Eukaryota; Metazoa; Chordata; Mammalia; Chiroptera; Phyllostomidae
Gene: CFAP263
Product: coiled-coil domain containing 113
Exons: 9
Coding region: 97-1224 (375 amino acids)
Biological process (GO): cilium assembly
Cellular component (GO): ciliary basal body; axoneme
Source: RefSeq, a predicted model, not a curated record